This is a messenger RNA of Lachancea fermentati, 285 nucleotides long. The record is from the annotation of a GenBank genome assembly. Lineage: Eukaryota; Fungi; Ascomycota; Saccharomycetes; Saccharomycetales; Saccharomycetaceae.
AUGGCACCUGGUAAUUCAAAAGUAACGGUACCUCCCAUCAACUGCAUCUUCAACUUUCUUCAACAACAGAGUGUAGUAACAUUUUGGCUUUACGAACAAGUCCAGACCAGGAUAAAGGGUAGAAUAGCUGGAUUUGAUGAAUUCAUGAAUGUGGUAAUUGACGACGCUCAGGAAAUACCAGUUGACACAAAGACCGGUUUAGAAAUACCCGAACAAGCUACAACACUAGGUCGUAUCCUACUGAAGGGCGAUAAUAUUACACUCAUAACGCCAGCGGCAGAAUAA